GGGAGAUCUAAGAGAUUCUUGGAAAUCCAGAAUUUAAGGGAGAACAAGAAAGAAUACAACUUAAAAAAUGCAAUUUCACUACUCAAGCAAAUGGCAAGAACAAAGUUUGUAGAAACAGCAGAAGCUCAUUUCCGCCUUAACAUUGACCCAAAAUACAAUGAUCAACAGCUGAGGGCAACUGUGAAUUUGCCAAGGGAACAGGACAGACUGUUAGAGUGGCUGUUCUUACACAAGCAUAUUUACUUUCAUGAGAGGCUAUCGUACCAAGUUCAUUCCCAUGUUAUGUCCUUUGUUAGUGUUGGGAAAGCCACACAGGGAGGUAGUAGGCCACCAAAUGGAAGGAAUGAGAACUAUGCCUUUGUAUAUUCCUAA
Thlaspi arvense is the source of this 372-nucleotide messenger RNA. The record is from the annotation of a GenBank genome assembly. NCBI's taxonomy places the organism in Eukaryota, Viridiplantae, Streptophyta, Magnoliopsida, Brassicales, Brassicaceae.